GGAAACACGAACCGUGAAUCGAUAAAAAUGAAUGGAUCAAUUCUGAUUAAAUCUAAACUAUCAAUCAUUUGAAUUCUCUUUGCUUUGAUACUUUUGUAAACAUUUUCAAUCGCAAAUGCGGUGUGAUCACGGUACCAUAACUUUUAAACUCUGUCGUUGCUCUUGCAAAUGGCGAUGCAAAUGUUUGAUACCCCGUAAGAAAAAACCUCCGCCGCCGUUUAACAGGGCAACAAGCAGAGAUACCAAAAUUGGUUUACAUCCAAAAUUGUAUACCCAUUAUUCGUAUGCACCGUCGGUUGGUCGAUACAAUGUCUUGCCGAUCAAAACUAAAGGACAAGCAAUAAGUUGGAAGAGAGAGUUGGAAACGAAACAAUUUUCUGAGAGCUUGGGUGGUCGUUAUUUGGAAUCGCGCUUAAUUCAAAAAGAUUUGAUGAUCACAGGACGUGGCCCAGGAACUCACGAGAUAGAGCAAUGGCCGGAGAACGUUCUGAAUAAACCUUGCAAGAGCAUACACGAAGAUGUCGGUUUUGGCACUGUUCCACGUUUCAAAAGUGUUUACUCUAAGACACCUGGUCCAGGAUACCUUAAAGUACAUAAUCCUUAUUAUUAUUUGGAGCUGAAUAGAUUAAAAGGUUUUUCCUCUUUACCAACCUUUGAAUACGAUGGUCUUAUGCCAAGAUUUAAAGAUAUUCAAAGAGACCACUCUUUGCCAUGUAACAUAUAUAAUGUGAAAGAUUCGAAAUCCAUCGAAGCUGUUUUAAACAAAGUUAUUGGAAAAAGAGGACCGUACGAUUUAUUUACAGGACCAAGGGAUGAAACUACGUUGAAGGGAUAUAUGAGUAAGAAAAUAGAGGAUUAUCGUGGUUGGCCGCUAAGUUUACCCGGUGAAAUAGACAAACUUUUACACAAAUCGAAUUAUUACAAGGGACGUAUCUCGACACGUCCAAGAUUUCCGAAGAUCAGUGGAUUGAGGAUGGCAUUAAAAGAUAUUAACAUGUGUUACAAGGAUCCGAAUGAUCCUGGGCCUGGCUAUUACAAUCCUUCCUCACCUCGAAAACCUAAAAACAGAAUGAAUUAUCCUUUCGAUAGUAACAUCGAAAACGUUCGACCGAUCAUGCAAGACGUUGGAUAUCCUGGACCAGGAAGAUACAAAAUUAAAGAAGUUAAACGUAUCAAAGGGAAUGGAUGGACCUGGAUCUUUAAAAGCAAAGAACCUAGAACUAUAGGUGCCAUCCUCCCUAAACCUUACAGCAAUUUUUGAUCAAUUUUUGUAUAUCUCAAAGAAAGAUAAGAAAAAAGAAAAAUAAAAAAGAAAAAAAAUAGAAAAGAAAAGUCUUACUCGU
Messenger RNA from Vespula pensylvanica (western yellowjacket), 1343 nucleotides. RefSeq names its product lymphocyte expansion molecule-like. The coding region runs from base 116 to 1261 and encodes 381 amino acids. The transcript has 6 exons. Lineage: Eukaryota; Metazoa; Arthropoda; Insecta; Hymenoptera; Vespidae. The record is from RefSeq and is a predicted model, not a curated record.